Messenger RNA from Rhipicephalus sanguineus (brown dog tick), 522 nucleotides. RefSeq lists its product as uncharacterized. Bases 1 to 522 code for a protein of 173 amino acids. NCBI's taxonomy places the organism in Eukaryota, Metazoa, Arthropoda, Arachnida, Ixodida, Ixodidae. Gene Ontology annotation, molecular function: nucleic acid binding. The record is from RefSeq and is a predicted model, not a curated record. The transcript has a single exon.
AUGCUGUCCAUGUACAUCGACUCCGCGCACAGGAACUGGGACACUAUUUUGCCUUUCAUCACCUAUGCUUUCAACACCGCAAGACACGAGACCACUGGUUACUCACCUUUCUUUCUCCUUUAUGCUCGUCCACCGCGCUACAAUCUCGACACCAUGCUUCCCUACUCCGCUCAUGACAGUGAGCCGAUCAACGAGAUUCUCUGUAGAGCAGAAGAAGCGCGACGCCUCGCUCGGCUACGCACCGUCACCUCGCAAGACCGGUCAAAGAUCCGCUAUGACGACCGUCACCGACAUGUUCACUUCAAUCCUGGAGAUCAGGUGUGGCUCUGGACGCCUUUACGGAAACGUGGCCUGUACCAGAAAUUUCUCGCUCACUAUGUCGGGCCCUACGUUAUCCUCGAACGCCUCAGUGAGGUCAACUACCGCAUAGCACGGCUCACAAGCACUGGACGGCGCUCGGCUAAAACAGAAGUGGCGCACGUCGCUCGCAUGAAGCUAUGCAAUGCACGAACCACUGAGUGA